AUGUCAAAUUUGGAACAGCUACCGACCAGAUACCUUAUCUUCGAACUUGUGUCUCCUCAUCCUAGGGUCGUCAUGAUGAAUAGAAAGCUUGAUCUGAUAGCAUAUGGUCAUGGGCCUAAGGGCCCAAUAUGGCGAACCGUAACGCUCCAUGACCUCAUGAAUGAGGAUGGCGUGGGGGGUUUGAGUCCAAAGGGACUUGCAGUUCGACUAGUCUGGACAGAAGCGGAUAAGGCGAAGAAAGAAGCAGAAAGAAAGGGGUUACAGCCUGAUUUUAGGGAGGAGUGGCUGGAACGUCACAACCAAGAAAUCAAGGAAUUGGAGGGAAUGCGUCGUGAUCUACCUUCUGGGGCAGAAAGCUCCUAUAUAGAUGGCAGACUAAAGGAGGUAAAAGAUUCGAUGGCAAAGGUCCCUGAGAUGCCGGUCGGUUGGAGUUCGAAGAAAUUUGAACUGGCCAGGGAAAAAUAG
This is a messenger RNA of Penicillium canariense, 465 nucleotides long. RefSeq lists its product as uncharacterized. The coding region runs from base 1 to 465 and encodes 154 amino acids. The record is from RefSeq and is a predicted model, not a curated record. The transcript has 4 exons. Lineage: Eukaryota; Fungi; Ascomycota; Eurotiomycetes; Eurotiales; Aspergillaceae.